GUUUAACACAGAGAGCUUCCUGGAGCCAAGCCUCGAGCUAACUGCUUUAAUGCAUUAACUCACUUAAUUCUCACUGCCAGGAGAGUGGGUACACAUUAUUUCCAUUUCAUAGGCAAGGAAGUGGAGAGGUACGGAGAAGUCAAGUCAUUUGCCCGGGUAGGAAGAGGGGGAGGCAGUGGAAUGGAGACACUUGCUGCCUGGGAAGACUCGAGGUGGCCCCUCCAAGCUGGGGGCGUGGGCGACUUGUUUCCUGUUGGGGGAGGGGGAGAAGAGUACAUUCCUCCCUCCCCGCCCUCCCACAUGUUGGGGGAGAGGCUGGCUGAGAGCAUGUCCCACUCCGGACUAGGGGGAACCCCACUGUCCGUCUCAGCUCCCCAUGAGGCCGUGGAGAAAAUCCCGGCCGCACCACCUGGGUCUCCGCCAUGAACGGGCCUGCCCUGCAGCCCUCCUCGCCCUCUUCCGCGCCCUCAGCCUCCCCGGCGGCGGCCCCGCGGGGCUGGAGCGAGUUCUGUGAGUUGCACGCCGUAGCGGCGGCCCGGGAGCUGGCCCGCCAGUACUGGCUGUUCGCCCGGGAGCAUCCGCAGCACGCGCCGCUGCGCGCCGAGCUGGUGUCGCUGCAGUUCACCGACCUCUUCCAGCGCUACUUCUGCCGCGAGGUGCGCGACGGACGGGCGCCGGGCCGCGACUACCGGGACACAGGCCGUGGGCCCCCAGCCAAGGCCGAGGCGUCCCCGGAGCCAGGCCCCGGCCCCGCCGCCCCUGGCCUGCCCAAGGCCCGCAGCUCUGAGGAGCUGGCCCCGCCGCGGCCGCCCGGGCCCUGCUCCUUCCAGCACUUUCGCCGCAGCCUCCGCCACAUCUUCCGCCGCCGCUCGGCCGGGGAGCUGCCAGCGGCCCACACCGCUGCCGCCCCCGGGACCCCCGGAGAGGCUGCUGAGACCCCCGCCCGGCCUGGCCUGGCCAAGAAGUUCCUGCCCUGGAGCCUGGCCCGGGAGCCGCCACCCGAGGCGCUGAAGGAGGCGGUGCUGCGCUACAGCCUGGCCGACGAGGCCUCCAUGGACAGCGGGGCACGCUGGCAGCGCGGGAGGCUGGCGCUGCGCCGGGCCCCGGGCCCCGAUGGCCCCGACCGCGUGCUGGAGCUCUUCGACCCACCCAAGUGGCCAGAGCCUGAGCUGUCCAGGCUGAGGUUUCGACUGAAGCAGGGGUUGUCCUGCGCCCAUGUGCCCACACGCUGCAACCUGGCUGGAGCCUCUGGCAUAGGACACCCAUACCACCAGAGUUCAAGGCCCAAGCUACAAGCAGCUUGCUCCAGCAUCCAGGAGGUCCGGUGGUGCACACGGCUUGAGAUGCCUGACAACCUUUACACCUUUGUGCUGAAGGUGAAGGACCGGACAGACAUCAUCUUUGAGGUGGGAGACGAGCAGCAGCUGAAUUCAUGGAUGGCUGAGCUCUCGGAGUGCACAGGCCGAGGCAGGCUGGAGAGCACAGAAGCAGAGAUGCAUAUUCCCUCAGCCCUAGAGCCUAGCACGUCCAGCUCCCCAAGGGGCAGCACAGAUUCCCUUAACCAAGGUGCUUCUCCUGGGGGGCUGCUGGACCCGGCCUGCCAGAAGACGGACCAUUUCCUGUCCUGCUACCCCUGGUUCCACGGCCCCAUCUCCAGAGUGAAAGCAGCUCAGCUGGUUCAGCUGCAGGGCCCUGAUGCUCAUGGAGUGUUCCUGGUGCGGCAGAGCGAGACGCGGCGUGGGGAAUACGUGCUCACUUUCAACUUUCAGGGGAUAGCCAAGCACCUGCGCCUGUCGCUGACAGAGCGGGGCCAGUGCCGUGUGCAGCACCUCCACUUUCCCUCGGUCGUGGACAUGCUCCACCACUUCCAGCGCUCGCCCAUCCCACUCGAGUGCGGCGCCGCCUGUGAUGUCCGGCUCUCCAGCUACGUGGUAGUCGUCUCCCAACCACCAGGUUCCUGCAACACGGUCCUCUUCCCUUUCUCCCUUCCUCACUGGGAUUCAGAGUCCCUUCCUCACUGGGGUUCAGAGUUGGGCCUUCCCCACCUUAGUUCUUCUGGCUGUCCCCGGGGGCUCAGCCCAGAGGGUCUCCCAGGGCGAUCCUCACCCCCCGAGCAGAUCUUCCACCUGGUGCCUUCGCCCGAAGAACUGGCCAACAGCCUGCAGCACCUGGAGCAUGAGCCUGUGAAUCGAGCCCGGGACUCGGACUACGAAAUGGACUCAUCCUCCCGGAGCCACCUGCGGGCCAUAGACAAUCAGUACACACCUCUCUGACCAGUGAGGAAUUCCAGGCCUCAACAGCUGCCCUUGAGGAGCACAGGCAGAAGUGUGAACUUGUGAAUGUAAUUGAUCUUUCCUUCCUUCCAGAGAAAGAUUUAAGGGACACUGUUAACUGCUCGUGCCAGUUUGGAAGUGACCCUUCUAUUAGGCCUGUUGAAGGGCCCUCCUGUAGGUUUCAUCUAUCCACCUGGCUUUCUCCUUAUUGUUUACAGAUGUAGUUCUUGUUAGAGGAUGCCGCUAGCUCCUGCCCGGGGUCCCUAUGCCCAGUCCCCGUUACUCUUAGAGAAAGGAGUUGGGGUGAGGGCCAGAGCUGGCAGUGGAAACUUGUUCUCUUUUUCACUGACACUGUCACAGCGGAUGACAGACUUUCUACGGGGAGGAGGGGGGGAUCAUCAGGAAGCCCAGAACACUAACAAGCGGUUCUCCCAUCUACCGUCAGUCCACAUGGCAGGUCUGCUGUGUCCACACCACAGAUGACCACAUCUAAUCCUGCUUCUACUCUCAGCUUUAGGACAAAAGCUCUGUCAGAGGCACAAGCUGAAGGUCAAAAAUGAUUUAAAACAUUUUACCUCAGACUAAUUUCUUUAAAGGAUUCAGGUUCAAAACUUAACCACUGCUUAUUUCAGUGCACUGUUUCAACUAACACCCAUGCUAUUUUUGUAGUCAGAAACAGCUAUGCAAACCCUACCUAAUUUACAGUCUGAGCCAGCAUGCUGGCUUGUCUACUGCAUCCUCGGGACAGUCACCUGCCACUGAGUGGCCACUGUCCUUCCUAAAUGUCAAGAAGUGAAGUAUGUCACCCUUUCAGGGAAAUUCAGGCAAUUACUGAAAUAGGAGGGUGGCAAGAACAGUUCUAUCCUGGUGCCUUACGAAUAAAAAACUGGAUUCUGGUUUACAGCAGCUUUACAGUGAUAGUUAAAUUAACUGGGGCUAGGGGAAGAGCAAGCAAAAAGGGAAGAAGGACUCCUAGGCCCUUUCUAGUAAAUCCUUCAGCAACAAGGCUGGCUUGGUGCCCUCCAAGCAUCUAAUGGCUUAUUAAAUUAUCCCACAAGUGGGUUUUAGGCUCCUUUUUUGAGCCAAAAUGGAAGCUGGGAAUCUGGUGCCAUAACUAAUGAGAAACUCCUUUAAUAGCCCACAAUCAGUGUUCUGUUCUAGCUGGCUACUGCUUCACUGGAUUGAGAAUCUAUCUAUCUCCUUGCACACAUGGGCACACACAAUCUCCACCAUCCAGGGAGGUCCUGAAGUCAAAUCUCUAUCUAUACAAGUGAUACAAUUCAUAGGGGGCUGGCUCCUCCCAGAACCUGUCUGGAGGCUCAGAAACGGGGGCAGUGACAGUGGAGUCAGCUGCUCUUGGGUGCCAGCAGAGCCAUUCAGUACAACCCCCAGGCUCACAGCAGUGGCUUCUAGGAAACUGGGAGUUUAGAUCAGCUUUACAGAUACAUCGAUCAGAGGCUAAAAUGAAACCUCAGCCUAAAACUCAUAGGACUGACUGCCUGGGAGGAGGGUUAGGUCUGCUUCUUCCACUUAUACUUAGUCUCUGUGCUCCAAGAGGUCAAAUUUUUGCUUCUAGAAUUUCCUUGGGGUCUUUCAGAGGGUGGGGGAACAAACCCCUAUGCACUUUUCUUUUUUUUUUUUUUGAGAUGGAGUUUCUCUUGUCAACCGGGCUGGAGUGCAGUGGUGCAAUCUUGGCUCACUGCAACCUCCACCUUCCUGGUUCAAGCGAUUCUGCCUCGACCUCUCAAGUAGCUGGGAUUACAAGCACCAGCCACCAUGCCUGGCUAAUUUUGUAUUUUUAGUAGAGACAGGGUUUCACCAUGUUGGCCAGGCUGGUCUCGAAUGUCUGACCUCAGGUGAUCCACCCGCCUUGGCCUCCCAAAGUGCUGGGAUUACAGGCGCGAGCCACCGCGCCCAGCCUACACCACUUUUAGUACCAACACUCUUGGGUGAUUUCAUGGACCCUAAAGCAGACCUGACACUGAUCCAGAUUUGCAGUCCAUUUUUAAGGACACCUGUCUUUAUUUCCUCAAAGUCAAGCAGCUUUCUCUGGAAAAUGAAUGCUAAUUAGUGUGAACCAAAAGAGUAAGUAAGAGUCUGAAGUUUUUUUAAAGGAGAAAGCUUAUUAUGGAAAGUCACUGGUCCUCCCCUCCGCACAGGAAAGGUACCCAGUAGAUAAUGAACCAAAUUAAGUUCCCUCCCUCCAGCCAGAAGUUAAACAUCUGGGAUAUGACGUCUUCAUGCCAGGGGCACUCAUUUCUUAGCAGCCUCUCUACAUACAUCUCUCAGGUGGUGCCAAGAGGCACACCAGGUAGAGCAAACUUAGCAGCUCUGACUAACAGGCUGCAAAGUGCAAGUUCAGAUUCUGUGGCAGAGAUUUGGAAGGCACCCACCUCCAGACUGCUUCCCGUCCAAGUUACCAGGACAGCUCAAAAACAUGCUGACAGAAAACUCCCAUGGCUCUAGGAAGAAGUGACACUAAGCCAACACCUUUCUUUAUGUGGGAGCAGAAUCAGCUGAUGAAGGGGUGGGCAGCAGUGUGGGGCAGGCACCCCACUGGCUGCAGCUAGCCCACCAUAGGCACAGCACAUCCCACCACUCUCCUUCCAGUCCUGACCAGGCCCCAGCCGGCAACUUCUACCGAGAGCCAUGGCUCAACACCAAACUGGACAGUAGACAUCAUGAUCCCUCCAGUUAGCUCUAAUUACAGACCCCACCAGUACAGCUUGACAGCUCCCGGCACCAUCCCUUCCUUCAUCUGACUUAUUGAACUUUUACAAACUAACAGUCACCAGCACCAAAGAAUUAAGUCAACUAACCUGCCUUGAAUUUUAGACCAGCAAUCCAUAUGGCUUUAUCUGGUAUAAAUCUUCUGCCUUUGAUCAUUUCUGGACCGUAGGAAAAAGGAAUAGCAAUCAUUAAAAUCUUGGGCCAGAGAACACUAUUUUUACAUAACAGUUUCUUAACCUAAAGUCAAGGCCUUGGACUCUUCCCUGAGGGUUGCCUGAGAUUCCUUCAUGCUUUCUAUUCAGGACUAAGUCCCUUACUGCAAAUGUGUUAGCUCUAACAUCUCCCACAAGCUAGAGGAACUUGCGAGUAUAUUAACAAGGACACAUCUGACAUCCUGUGUUUGGUUAGAAUAUACAGCACAUUGUGAUAACAUAAAGUGGAUUCAUCUUGUAUCAUUAUAGGCAGAAGGUAUUUGGCAAAUUUUUAUGUAUUGUUUUAUGUACUGUACAAGUAACUUAUUCUUGAAUAAUGCAAAUUUUGCUAUAAUGUACAAAUUGCUAUAUGUGAAUUAAAAAGUUUUCAGAAUCUUGA
Homo sapiens (human) is the source of this 5594-nucleotide messenger RNA. It is a transcript of the gene SH2B3, whose product is annotated as SH2B adaptor protein 3. The transcript has 9 exons. Gene Ontology annotation, molecular function: stem cell factor receptor binding; signaling receptor complex adaptor activity; protein tyrosine kinase binding. Gene Ontology annotation, biological process: negative regulation of cell population proliferation; negative regulation of receptor signaling pathway via STAT; megakaryocyte development. The coding region runs from base 423 to 2273 and encodes 616 amino acids. NCBI's taxonomy places the organism in Eukaryota, Metazoa, Chordata, Mammalia, Primates, Hominidae. The record is from RefSeq and is a predicted model, not a curated record.